AUGGAGGACAGUGGCGAUCCAUCACCUGAUUUUGAACCUCUCUUCAUCCAAGAAGAGAACGGAGAUCCUGGGAGCGGCUGGUCCGAUCUGGCUUUUACAAGGACACGGAUGAGUCCAACAUCUUUAAUGGGGCCGUACCUGCGAGAGAUGGAUGACCUACUCAAGAACUGUGAGGAGCUCACCGUGAUCCCGCUUGAGUCAGAUUCAGAGGGCUCACUAGCUGAAAGAGAAAUAUCACCAUAUUUUUCAACGAGCUGUGCUGGAAAUAAGAUGGAGAUGACGGAGGACCGUGUUCGACAUCGGUUCCAAGAAGACUUGCCAAUUACUUCAGCGGGAAACGAACUGAGCAACACCAUGGUGCAAUAUGAGGGUCAACUGAUGGGGAUGUUGGCCAUGCUGGAGAGCUGCAUGGAAGAGGCUGGCAUGGAUUUGGAUGUGAGCCAAGAUUAUGUGCAUGUGGACAAAGGCAAAGAUUUGAUGUCAGAGAACCAGCAUUGUAAAGCCAGUACAGACUCUUGUGGUACUUAUCCCUCAAUAGACCUAUCUGAAUCAAACGUUCACAACCAUCACUUUGAGUCAGAUACGUUUGAAGUAAAUGAAUCGAAUGGCACUAAAUUUCCAACAGAAUCCUUGAAGAUGGAUAGGAGUUUCAGCAUGGAUGGAUUCGAGGAACUGAAGUCUCAGAUGGAGGAGUGUAUCGAGGAGUUACAGCGUUUAGAGAGGAGAAGGAAGGAUUUACUGGCAGAAGUGCUAGAUUUGAGGAGACAGGAAGCCCAGAAGGAAGAAGCAGCAGAGGCUCAUGUUUCAAGCAAAGUCAGCGAGUUGAUGGCGGAACUGAAAAAAGAGGAAAACGACCGAAAAGAGCAGAAGAAAAGGGAGGUGGACAACCUUAAGUCAGAACGAGCUGAAGAGGAGCGACGAGUGUGGAAAGCUGAAAUGGAGAGGCAGGUGUUGCGCGAUGAGAUGCGCAAACUGAAGAAGCAGCUGUUUGAGAGGGCCCGGGAUAGCGCACACACCCAGGCGGCCCUCAACAAGCAACGCCAUGAAAUGGAUUUCCAGAAGAGAGAAAAGGAGAAUCUGCAGAGGCUGUUCCUGCAAAUGACCGAGGAGGGGUCACAGCUUAGGUCAGCACACCAGAAACAUAUCCAGGACCUCCAAGAGAAACUUCGGAUUUGUAGAGUCAACCAGACCAGCAACACAACUCAGGAAGAGUUGUCCAAGAGGAACUCCUGCGGGGACAUCCAGCAGUACCUGCAGGAAAGCCUGAAAACCCUUGAAAACAAGUAUGAACCAGUGUUGCUGGCCCUGCAGAAGAGAAAGGAGACUACUACGGGGGCUGUGGUGAAAGCCAAACAGCACACUCGCGAGCUUAAGGUCAAGCUCGGACCCCUGCGCGAGGAGAUGCAAAGUCAGGUGCUGCAGAGGGCUCGCUUGGAGGAAAAAGUUAAACUUGUUCACAUACAAAGGAGAGAAGAGGCUGCACACUACGAGGUGAAGUGCGAAUUGAGGGAGUGUGUACAACAGAUUGAGAGCAUUAGUUGUCUCGAGCGAAGUAGCCGAGAGUUGAAGAUGGAGUUGACAAUACAGAGAAGAAAGAACAAAGAGGCAGCAGAGCUGAAGGAUCGUCUUGCCAAACAAAUAAUCCUUUAUAGGUCUGCUACUACGGAACACCGAGAGGAAACCUGA
Messenger RNA from Nerophis lumbriciformis (worm pipefish), 1686 nucleotides. The record is from RefSeq and is a predicted model, not a curated record. Lineage: Eukaryota; Metazoa; Chordata; Actinopteri; Syngnathiformes; Syngnathidae.